This is a messenger RNA of Osmerus eperlanus (European smelt), 4872 nucleotides long. It is a transcript of the gene jph2, whose product is annotated as junctophilin 2. The coding region runs from base 483 to 2780 and encodes 765 amino acids. Gene Ontology annotation, cellular component: plasma membrane; endoplasmic reticulum membrane; sarcoplasmic reticulum. The record is from RefSeq and is a predicted model, not a curated record. NCBI's taxonomy places the organism in Eukaryota, Metazoa, Chordata, Actinopteri, Osmeriformes, Osmeridae. The transcript is spliced from 6 exons.
AAAGCGCCACAGUAAGGGGAGGCAGGGACAGGGGAAAGGGGCUUUUCUAUGGCCACCUUAAAAGCCAUGAUCAAGCGCCCGGGCUUAAUAGAAGAUAUCCUAAAUUGUUUAUCAAAAUAAUGAGAAAAUAUAUUAAUCUUUGUAAAAGUAACUUGAUCUGCACGGAGUCUGGAAGUCCAUGACUCCGGAUCCACGAGGGGGAAUAAUUUUACAAAAAAAGUAAAGCGCGCGCGUAAUAUGAAGUUGUUCUGGUAGGUGAUUAAAACGAUCAGUACUGGACAUGAUCCGAAAUUACAAAAAACUACAGAGAAGAAAAUCGGACCAAUUUUAGAGUGAAUUGGGGACAUUUAAAAGUCUAAAUUUAAUGUCAGGUGAAGGUUCUUGUCUGUGUAUGGUCUGAUUCUAUUUUGACAAAGUUACAGGUAGGCCUAAUUUGACUUCUUAACUUCUAGAGUGCAUGUUUGGCUGCAGUUAAGGAAGGUAUGAGUGGAGGUCGCUUUGAAUUUGACGAUGGAGGUGCUUACUGUGGUGGCUGGGAGGGUGGAAAGGCACAUGGCCAUGGGAUCUGUACCGGACCGAAAGGACAGGGGGAGUUCUCCGGCUCUUGGAAUUAUGGGUUUGAAGUGGUUGGAGUCUACACCUGGCCCAGUGGAAACACCUUCGAAGGGUACUGGUCGCAGGGAAAGCGUCACGGGUUAGGCGUUGAAACUAAAGGACACUGGGUUUACAAAGGAGAAUGGACUCACGGCUUCAAAGGGAGAUAUGGCACACGUUUGAGUAUAGGUAGUGGCGCAAAGUAUGAAGGAACAUGGAAUAACGGAUUGCAAGAUGGAUACGGCACAGAGACGUAUGCUGAUGGAGGCACCUUCCAGGGUCAGUUUACAGGUGGUAUGCGACAUGGAUAUGGGGUGCGUCAAAGUGUGCCCUAUGGCAUGGCGGCGGUGGUGCGCUCCCCUCUCCGCACCUCCCUGACCUCUCUCCGCAGCGAGCACAGCAACGGCACGCUGCUCCAGCAGGACGCGCCCGUCAUCACCACCACCAACGCCUCCGGCCAGGAAACCCCCGUCUCCACCCCCACCCAGCUGGGGCCCUCCCGCGGGGGCUUCGCCCUCACGCUCCAGAUCGACCCAGAGGCCGUCAAGCCCAAGAAGAAAGGCCUGUUCCGCCGUGGCUCCCUGCUGGGCAAGCUGAAGAAGUCCGACUCCCGCACCUCCCUGUCCAGCCAGAAGAGCAAGAUCAGCUUCCUGAGGACCGAGUCAGCCCUCAGCUCGGCGGCCAGCGAUGCCAACUCCACCAUCAGCCUGGGCGACGACAGCCUGGCCGGCGUGGAGGACUUCCCCCCCGUGGAGGCCGACAUUGAUGCCACCACCACCGAGGUCUACAUGGGCGAGUGGAAGAACGACAAGCGCUCCGGCUAUGGAAUAAGCGAGCGGUCCAGCGGCCUCAAGUACGAGGGAGAGUGGCUGGACAACCAGCGCCACGGCUACGGCUGCACGACCUUUGCGGAGGGCGGGAAGGAGGAGGGGAAGUACAUGAACAACAUGCUGGUGAAGGCCAUGAAGAAGAGGGUGAUCCAGCUGAAGGGCACCAAGAUCAAGCAGAAGGUGGAGCGCAGCGUGGAGGGAGCUCAGAGGGCGGCGGCCAUUGCCAAACAGAAGGCAGAGAUCGCUGCCUCCAGGACCUCCCAUGCCAAGGCCAAGGCAGACGCAGCAGACCUGGCCUCCCAGGCCUCCAACAACGAGUCCAGCAUCGCCAGGGUGGUGGCCCGAGAGCUCUCCCCCUCCUUCAUCCAGCCAGGGCCAGAGUACAUGAAGAAGAGAGCACUUCAGGAGAUUGUGGAGGGCAAUGAGAAUGCAGAGACUAUCAUGCACGAGCCCCUCUUAGCAGAGGAGCCCCCGCCCACCCCCCCGGAGAGCCCUGUGAUGCACGAGCUAGACAGCCUGAUGCCUGUGUCCACGCCUGCCCGCACCCCCUCUCCCAGCCUGGGCAUCAGCAAGGAGGAGCCCCACCUUCUCAGCCCCGGGAGCUGGAAUGGAGACAAGGCCAGCAGCAAAGGUAGUGGUAGCCGAGGAAGUAGCCUGGCCAACAGCAGGCCCAGCAGCCGACCCACCACCCCCGCAUCCAUCCCCGUCCCUGCCCCUGCCCCCGCCCCCGCCCACCCUGAGGAGCGCGCCAGCGGCAGCCGCGGUCCCUCUCGCACCCCGAGCCGCCAAAGUAACGUGGCUGAACAGGGCUCCGACUUAGAGAUUAAGCCGCUGCAGAAAAUGGACACCGAGGUGAAGGUUCCAGAAGCUGCCCCAGCAUCUGCCCCAGCCUCUGUAAGGACCAGCCUCAUCUGCUCAGAUGAAGAAGAACCGCUACCCCCCUCCAAACCGUCCUCCAAAGCUGUUACCCCAGAGCCCAAUGCAGGCGAGCUCAAGCAGAGAGCAGGCACGCGCGAGUCUCUCCACGAACGCCCGCCCUCUGCUGUCGAGAACAAGGUUGAGGAGCGAAAGCCUGUCAGCAAAGCUGAACCCAAGCCUUCGCCAAAACGAGAGCCCAGCCCGGCUCCAAAACCCACACUUGAACCCAAAGCAGUGUCCGCUCCCACCAAGCCAGCUGCCAAACCAGCACCAAAGGUGGAGCCUAAAGCCGAGGCAAGACUCAAAACUGUAAUGAAGACCCCAAGUGAAAUCAUAGACUCUUUAGAAGAUGACCAGGGGCCAAACACUGUUAUGAUCUGCAUGGUUAUACUACUGAACAUCGGCCUGGCUAUUCUCUUCGUUCACAUCUUGUCAUGAGACAUUGGCGACCCAGGUUACCGUCCUGCAUUUGAGAGGGGUGUCCCAUAUUUUCAGCCAGGACCAGAGAGAUCAGAGACUACCAAGACACCCAAGCCUUAUAUGGCCGCUUCCAGCUCUUCUGCAGGUUCUGUUGAUGUAACCGUGUGAGAUUUUUUGAAGCAAAUGCUUUUACACAGGGUGGGCAGAUCUGUACGCCGGAUUGAAGGACAACCCAUCUGCAGUCAUUCUGAUCAUCUGAAUUUCACAACUGAUGUCUGUGGACAUUGGGGGAGCCAUAUUGUUCUUCAUCAGUAAGGACCCUAUACUGGAGACAGUGUAGCUCGCUAUGCACCUAGGGCCUCUGAAGGAUGAGUCACAGUCUGGGUCAUUGUUUUGUAAAGGGCUGGAAACUCUUACUGGCCAAACUUGAUGUGGCCUCACAACUAGUUAGCAGAUGGACUGUUAAUACUGUAGUAGACAUUUGACUGAUAGCUUGUCAGUAGGAGAGUACAUGCUUGGGAUAUCUCAACCUAGACUUCUCCUUUUUGCCUUGAAAUUAGGUAGUAUAGAUGAAGAUGGUGGUGAUGAUGACGAUAAUGAGAAUGGUUUGGGAGUAACAGACAUUUCUAUUGCCGGAGAUCAUGGUACAAAGCUAGCCUGUUUUCUUUUUGCAAUAAUGUCAAUUUUCUUGUAUGAAGUAGAUUUAUUUUCAUUUCCUUGGGCUUUUAGUAAGAUAGGAAUGUGCGUCGGCAUUGGUGAUGAUGUGUCACACUAACCGUCACAACAGUGGAAUGCACUGGUACUGUCCAUCUUAAGGAUCUCCUCAUUCACUCUUCUUCACAAGACAUAGGUGUCACACUGGAGGAUGUUUGUGUUCAUGUUUAUAGCAAAUGUUUUGAGCAGGAUGUUUAAAAGAAACAUAAGUGCAAGUCGGUGGGAUCUUUUCGAAACCAUCAUAUUUUGAUUUGUUAACUCCAUUAUGUAGAGACUUGAAGGGCCCAUCUGAGUGUCUUCAGUCAGUCUUUGUAGUGUCUCUGUUGUGUAUGAACACAAUUGGCAUCUACUGCUGUCUGUUUGUGAGCACAUAAUGAAAACACUUGAUUGAGUGAAUCAGAUUGACAAAGAGAUCUGUAUGUUUUGCCUUGGAAGCAGAUGAUUGAAAUGAGAACUUCAAUACUUCAGUUCAAGGACAUGGGUUGGGAGUGGAUGUACAUUGAUGAUUUCAGAGAUGGUGCUGAAUAUAUGGGAUUAUAGACAGUAUAUAUGACUAUGCAAAGGUUGUUAGGAUAAUGGAUUAGUUUGAGAGUAUUUUUGCUGUUAGGCUUUAUGGUCUGUGAGAUUCUCAAUAGCAUGGAUACUAUUGGAUAACAACAGGUUAUGCUUCAAUAAACCAAAUAAUCAGUUUUUUUCUCAACUUUUGUAUGCAUGUGAUCACUUUGUGUGUGUGUUUUUUGUACCUUUUUGAAGUACACAGCUUUUCAAAUCAAUCAAAAUACUCUGUUAUAACAUUAUUUGUGAAAAACAAUAUCCAACUACACAUACUUUAUUUAUUAUCCUAUAAAGUCAAUUACCUCAAGUUUGGGUGAUGGGGGAAAAUGUAGUUUGAUAUAGUGGAACUCCAGGUCUUACACACAUAUCGACAGCACUCAGAAUGUGCUUUUCUAAAACAUGAUUAGUAUGUUUAUUGUUCCUACAUCCAAAUGAUUGUCUUCCGUUCUGCAUAAUAGGCUAAUGAAGAAUUCAUGAACUCAAUCUCUGUUGAUGUGAUAUUAUAGACAGAAUGAAUGCCCUGCUCACCCCACUGGUGAUGUAUUCGAUUUUAAUGCAGACACACCCUCACGUCAAAGAAGCUUUCCCACACAAUAACAACGUGUUAUCCCGAAAAUGUAAAGUUAAUCAUUUUUGUAAACCAUGGCUUGUACAAACAAAUAAUAAAAUAUUCAACAUAGUUCCGGGUUGUUAUGUACUAUAAAGUAGUCAUAACAUGUCAGUUUCAUUCCCAGUUAGAGGCCAUUUUGUUUUGUCACUGGAGCCCAUGAAUUUUGGAUGUCAUUUCAUGUGUAGGUUUAAAUGACUAAAUGUAAAACAAUAAAUUUAUUUUACAACUCUG